AUGUCAUCUUUAUUAACAUCCGAGAGUUUACUCUUUGAGGAACAUAAGUUAAACGAAUUAUUUAGCAUUCAAGUGAAUUACAAUUUCGAGGCAUUGAAGUUAGUCAUUCAAAAAUUGCUGAGCAGUAAUCAUAACUAAUAAAAGCAGAUUGAUGCUAUUGUCAGCUCCAUAACUAACAAUACUCCCUUAAAUUUGCCUAAAGCAGGUGGGCCUGGCUCAAGUCAAGAUUAAGUUAAUGAGCAUGCUGUUCUCAUCAGAUAGCUUAGAGAUAUCUUCGUAAAAAAUAGGGAGGAACAAGAAAAGAAAAACUCUACUUUCCAAGAUGUUCUGAAUCUUCACAACCUAAGUUUAUAAGAUAUUGAGCAGUAACUGAAAUCACUAAAAGAAGUGAUUACAACAAAAAUACCCUCGAUUGAUAAGAAUGCUUCUUAUGCAGUGAAGACUGUCAACAAUCUCAAAAAUCAAAGUAACAAAAUAAAUCUUUAGGUUUUAUUAGUGUCUCAACUAAAGGGAGCUUUGGCACCUGAUAUGGAGAUGAGAGAUGAUGAUAAUAUGUCUCAAGCGAUUUCCUAAUAGCAAGAUAUUCUAUAAGAUCAAAUAGACAAAAUGAAUACUUAAAUUGAUGACCUUACUAGAGAACUGUUGAGAAGACUAAAGGAUGAGGAACUUAAUCGAUCAAAACACGAUUAAUCACUAGAACUUGAAAUUUCUAAAGUUAAUGAGAGAAUCCAAGAGAUUACUGAUAAAAUUUAAGCUGGAAUUAUUGGAAAUGGUAAUACCACCAAUUAAGCAGCUUAAAAAGUAAAAGUAAAGCCACAAACUUCAGGCAAUUAAAGAAAUCCAAAAGACCUUGGGGAUGAAGAAAGUGAUGAUCAACUUAAAAAGACUCAAGAAAGGAAUCCUUUAGAUAAGGAAUUCUAAACUCAAGAUAACUAUUUUAAACUCUCCCCUGAUCAAGUUUACAGUUAUGUUCGAAAAUAAGUACAGAAACUCAAAAGAAAUAUCUAAGAAAAUCUGGAUGUCCAUCUCUAAGCCCAAAAUGAGAACAAUCAAAAGUUCUCUGAUUUAAGAAAGCUGAUUAAUGAUCUGAAUAUCAAUUUGAAUCAUUAGCUUAACGAAUAAUAACAACAAAAUAAUGCUAAAUUAUAGGAAGAAAUAGUAAGGCUAAUGGAGGAAAUUGGAAAGAAGGCAGACUAAGUUGAAGUGGAUAAAUUCUAUGAUGUGCAUAAUAACUUUGAGUAGAGAAUAUCACCACUUGAAUCAAUGAAACUAAUGAUGGAAAUGGCUCAAGUCACUUAAGAGGAAAGAAUUAAUACUUUAAAGUUUAAGAUGGAGGCGUUUGAUCAUAAGAUGGGAUUAGUCUUAUCUAAACUAGCAGUAUUAUCCAAUGGCACAUUGGAUAAGAGUCUCACUCAAAGUAUUGAAGAAAUUGCUAUGUAAAAAAGGUAAAUUGAAGAAAAUAUGAGUACCUCUGUUGGAGGAGGAGGCGGAGGAGCUGGAAACCGAGAACUUACUGAUAAGGUUUAAAGGUGUUACCAUUAACUUGAGGAACUAAAGAAGUCCUAUUUCAAAAAGAUGAAGGAUGUUGAUUCAUAGCUAUCUUAAAAAGCAACUAAAGAGCAGCUUAGCGCUACAGAGAACAUUCUUGAAUUGACUUUUGGAUAGUUAGGUGAUAAAUUUGCUGCUAAAAAUCAGACAUCAGAGUCAUUAUUUAAACUCAAAUCAUAAAUGAAAUCUAUCUUUGAAUUGCUGCUCAGCAGUGGUGUCAUUAAUUUAAAUGAAGAGGAUUAGAAUGAAGAUCAUGCUAUGUUUUCAAAGAAGCAACUUAAUCCAUUAACUUGUGCUUCUUGCGAAGGCAAGAUCAAGAAUCUCUCAUAAAAACCUGGGGGAUACACUCAAUGGAAUAGAAUGCCAUUUAGAGACCCUAUGGAUAGACUGCCUAGAGCAGGUUAAGGUUUCUCUAAGAUACUUCAAAGUAUCAAAACACCUCGAGAUGUUUAAUGGGAAGAUGAUCAUUAACACAUUUAGUUGGUCAAUCCACCUACAUUGAACCAAAACUUCUAGCAUUAAGCUCAUUCUUUGACUAAAACUAAACUCUCUAAAUCGCAUAUGCUAAUACCCUAACCCAUUUAGAAUGAUAGUCUUUAGCAGUAGCAGAUACAGCAAUAGUAGCACAAUCUAGACUUAAAUUUACUACCUAAAAUUACUACUCCAAGAAAAAAUGACUGA
Messenger RNA from Stylonychia lemnae, 2229 nucleotides. The record is from the annotation of a GenBank genome assembly. NCBI's taxonomy places the organism in Eukaryota, Ciliophora, Spirotrichea, Sporadotrichida, Oxytrichidae.